CAUAAACUAAUUAUCAAAAAUAAAAAUGAGCAUAAACCAUAGAAGAAGAAAAGGAGAAGGAAAAGGAAGAGGGUAAAUGUGGUUCCCAGAAACCAUUUCAAUGUUCUUCACAUUUCCCUCUCCUCCUUUUUUCUCCCUUUUUUCUUUCUUCAUAAACCCAACCACUUAAAUUCAUAUAUCAUCAUCACAUUCUUCAAUUCAUACCAAUUUUUUAUUCUCCUUUUGAAAAUCUCAAAAAUGUUUAAUUGUUUCUAGCAAUUCAUCAAUUCCACACCUUUAUGCAUAAUAUAUUGGGUGGUGAUUCAAUUUGCAGGCUACCUGUUUGAUGUUUUGCCCUUUCUUUCCCUUCUUCACGUUCAAAAUCGGAUUUAUCUGAUUGGUGUAAGAAGGGAAAGAGAGCAGAAUUUCAAGGCUAACUUGGUUUAGAUUUUUCGAAUUUUUUGAAAAUUAAUCAAUUUGUUGAUAUUUUUGAUAAUUCCAAAUGGCUGCCAUAUCUGGUGUUGUUUCCCGCCAAGUUCUGCCUGCUUGUGGUUCUCUUUGUUUCUUUUGCCCUUCUUUGAGGGCUAGGUCCAGACAGCCUGUCAAGAGGUACAAGAAGCUCAUUGCCGACAUUUUCCCUCGUAACCAGGAAGACGAGCCAAAUGAUAGGGCAAUAGGAAAACUUUGUGAUUAUGCUGCCAAAAAUCCUUUACGCAUACCAAAGAUUGUUAAUGCCCUUGAGCAAAGGUGUUACAAAGAGCUGCGGAAUGAGAAUAUUCGCUCAACAAAAAUUGUCAUGUGUAUCUACAAGAAAUUUCUGUUUUCUUGUAAAGAACAAAUGCCAUUGUUUGCUAGUAGCUUACUAAGUAUUAUCCACACCCUGCUGGAUCAAACACGGCAGAAUGAAAUGAGAGUUAUUGGAUGUAACAUUCUUUUUGAUUUUGUAAAUAAUCAGGUUGAUGGAAGUUACCUGUUCAGCUUAGAAGGUGUUAUCCCAAAGCUCUGUCAAUUAUCUCAAGAAACAGGGGAAGAUGAAAGGGCUAGAAUUUGUCGUUCAGCUGGUUUGAAAGCUCUUUCAUCAAUGGUUCGUUUUAUGGGGGAACACUCUCACAUAUCAGUUGAGUUUGAUAAUAUUGUUUCAGCUGUCUUGGAAAAUUAUGAAGUUCCGAAGGAAAAUUUGGCUAGUCUUGAUAAUGAGGAACAAGGAAUUGAGAAUAAGUCGGAUCACGACACUGCCAAUGAGGGUCAAAUAUCUCCUUUGCUAGAUGUCAAAAAGAGAAACCCAUCUUGGAGUAAAGUUGUUAACGACAAAGGCGAAGUAAAUUUUGCAAUGGAAGAUGAAGGGAAACCCUCUUUUUGGUCCGGGGUUUGCCUACAUAGUAUGGCCAAUUUAGCUAAGGAAGGGACUACUAUACGUCGUGUAAUGGAAUCUUUGUUCCGGUAUUUCGAUAACGGCAAUUUGUGGUCUAUAAACCAGGGUCUUGCUUUUUCUGUGUUGAAGGACAUACUAUUUUUGAUGGAUGAUUCUGAGAAAAACACACAUGUAUUGCUGGCAAUGUUAAUUAAGCAUCUAGAUCAUAAAAUUGUUCUUAAAGAACCCAACAUGCAGCUGGACAUUGUUGAGGUGGUCACUUCACUGGCUCAAUAUGCAAAGGUCCAACCUUCUGUAUCAAUAAUUGGUGGAGUAAGCGACAUGAUGAGACAUUUGCGGAAGACCAUACAUGGUUUUCUAGAUAACUCAAAUCUGGAGACUGAUGCAAUCAAUUGGAAUAAGGACUUCAGAAAAGUUGUGGAUAAAUGCCUUGUUCAGUUAGUCAAUAAGGUUGGAGAAGCAGACCCAAUUAUUGAUGUUAUGGCUGUGAUGUUAGAGAAUAUCUCAACAAUUACAAUGACGUCCCGAACCACGGUCUAUGCUGUCUAUCGAACGGCUCAAAUUGUAUCCACCUUACAAAACCUGUCUUAUCAGAAAAAGGCAUUUCCCGAGGCAUUGUUUCACCAACUGCUUUUGGCUAUGGUCCAUCCCGAUCAUGAGACACGAGUGGUAGCUCACCGCAUUUUUUCUGUCAUUCUUGUGCCAACUGCUUCUGAUCCCAAAGUAUUGGGUGUUCCACGAACACUUUCGCGAGCAGUCUCUUUUUUCACUUCUUCAGCUUCUAUAUUUGAUAAACUAAGACUGGAGAAACGUUCUUCAAGUGUAAGAUUAAGUCAGUAUAACAGAGAAAAUUUUGCUGGAGAGAUUGAACCAGCUAGUAACAGUAUUGGCAUCAUAAACAGAUUGAAGUCAAGCCAUAGUCGGGUAUCUAGUGUGAAUAACCCUCCUCUAAAGAAUAAAAUGGACGAAAUUACUGCAAACAGUGAUAAACAAAACUUGGAUGUUGUUGCACUCAGGCUGAGUAGGCAUCAGAUUAACCGACUGAUAUCAUCAAUUUGGGCACAGUCUAUAUCUCCUGAAAAUAUGCCUGUAAACUAUGAAGCAAUUGCUCUUACAUACAGCUUGGUGUUGCUUGUUUCUAGAGCUAAGAGUUCUUUUCAUGAGUUAAUAGUUCGGAGUUUUCAGCUUGCAUUUUCUCUAUGGAAUAUUUCUCUUAAAGAAGGGCCAUUGCCACCAUCUCGUCGGAGAUCACUUUAUACUUUGGCAGUUUCAAUGAUUAUGUUUUCUUCAAAAACAUACAACAUUGUCCCUCUUGUCCAAAGUACCAAGGCAGUGCUUACAGAGAAAAAGGUUGACCCCUUCCUUCAUUUGGUUGAAGACAAAUUGCAGGCUGUCAGCUUUGCACCUAACAAUCUGACCAUCAGCUAUGGAUCCAAAGAAGAUGAUGAAAGGGCCACACACACACUUUUGGAAUUAUUUUCUUCUGUACACCAAAUGCAGGAAUGCUUUGCAUCUGAAAUCAUCAGAAGCUUGGACAUUUUUUCAAAAGCUGAAUUACUGUCAAUAAGAGAGAAGCUGCUAGAAGAAUUCUCACCGGAUGAUACGUGUAAGAUUGGAAUUCAGUUGACCACAAAUAUUCCAAGAAAGGAUAGUUCAGUAGUUGACGAUGAUUUUAUUUAUGAACUAUUUGAAAGUCAAUUAAAACAAACUCCAAGAUUGUCCACGGAGGUCCCUAAUCUUUUGAGUGCUAAUCAACUUUUAGAAUUAGUUCUCGACCCAUCUCAUCCUGCUGGGAGGAUUUCUGUAUCGACUGCAUUUAAUACGCCUUACAAGGAUAUGGCUGAUAACUGCGAAGUACUCAUGAUGGGAAAGCACAAUGUGUCUAGAUUGAUGAGUACCGCCAAUCAGGCACAAGAAAGUUUAGCAAACUCCACUUUACCAACAAACGACAAUGAAUCGAAAAACACGGAUUCAUCUUCCACUGAGGAUCCCUUGAAGGUGGAAAAGGUGGACAAUUCUUUCUUUGAUGAUAAUACUUUUGUGGAAUUGUACCAACCAACUUCUACCCCUGCUCCAUUAUUCUGUGGAGCGGAUUAUCAAAACCAGCCUCAGUUUUUCCAACUGCCAACAGCAAGUCCCUUUGAUAACUUUCUGAAAGCCGCCGGUUGUUGAUCCUGUACAUGUAUCAUAAUGAGGAAAGCAGUAAGGCUUCUAAGCACUGUAAUUUCACUGGUGCUAAGGUCAUAUAUCUGAACAUAUUAUAGUGUUGCUGUUUUGAUCAUAAUGGGUUGUGUUUCCGAAUUUUUUUGAUAUUCAAUUCUUUACUACUUUUUCACCUAACCUUGUAUAUUGGCCUAGAAAUGCUUCAUGCUAUGCUUUCAUUGUAAAUUAUAAUACUCUUUUGACAUUCUAUUUCCAUGUACAUAUACGGAAACUGCAGGUUUAAUACAUAUAGAAGAAAUUUACAUGGUA
Molecule: messenger RNA, 3823 nt
Organism: Vicia villosa (hairy vetch)
Lineage: Eukaryota; Viridiplantae; Streptophyta; Magnoliopsida; Fabales; Fabaceae
Product: protein SEMI-ROLLED LEAF 2-like
Exons: 20
Coding region: 482-3523 (1013 amino acids)
Source: RefSeq, a predicted model, not a curated record